Messenger RNA from Letharia lupina, 2700 nucleotides. RefSeq lists its product as uncharacterized. Bases 1 to 2700 code for a protein of 899 amino acids. Gene Ontology annotation, molecular function: protein binding. The transcript has 2 exons. The record is from RefSeq and is a predicted model, not a curated record. NCBI's taxonomy places the organism in Eukaryota, Fungi, Ascomycota, Lecanoromycetes, Lecanorales, Parmeliaceae.
AUGGUCGGCGAUCCAGCCAUCGCGCACCUGUGUGAUGUUAUACUCGAAACGCUGCGGAGCUUCGUGAAUGCUGCCAACGACGUAAAGGCUUUCUGCGAUGAAGUGCGGACGCUUCGGAAGUUCCUAGAUCUGAUUGACAGAGUGUUCAAAGCCAAGUUGCCGCGGAUGGCGUUUGAGGAGCAGCAUUUUACCAGCGUAGAGGUCCUACUUGCCAAAUGCCGGACGACACUCUCUCGGCUUUGCGAAAUCCUUGCAGCCUUGCGACCGAAAGUCGGUCAGGCUGAUUCACAGGAUGAACUGAAAGAAGCCCUUAGGAGCAUGCAAAGUUCGGAAGUGCUGGCGCUCAGGGCAAGAAUUGGCUUCUACAUACAAACACUACAAAUGUCACUGCAGACCGUCAAAUUAGUUUAUCAGUGGAAAAGUCAGCUCCCACAAGACGGCAUCUACUUUCAACACAAGGACUUAUCCGAGGCAAUCCAGAGUCUGAAGGACUCAGUAUCGUGCCGAAAGGGUCUUGGUAUGAACAUCACUCAACACAGUCCCGUGGAAGAGGAAACCUUCCUUUACGAUGUUGACAGUUGUAUUUUCUCGGCCGAGGUCAUCAUGAAUGUUACGACCACAACAGUGCACGAGAAUGUCCAAUCACCGUUUAGACAAUUGCCAUGCGAGCUGCCAGGUUCACCAGCUGAAGAAUUGAUUUCAGCUGCAUCGAACCAAGAAAAGCAGAGACAAGAGGAUUUACAGCCACCUGAGGAUCCAAGAUUGCAAAAGAGAAAGCAGCUACUGGAAGCACCAAACGGAAUUCCAAAACCUGCCAUUCAGAGACAAGCAGUUGUGGCUCAUCAAUCCAAGAACACCAAGCCUUCAGUGGAAGCGCCGAUCGUUUUUCACUUGGACGACAUUAACGCCAAGCAUCGUGGUAGCUCGGAUUCUGAUCGCGAUUCCAUCUUCGAUCCAGAGCCUGAAUUUGAAGACAGGUUUCCUCCAGAGGUCUAUUCAGAACUCAUUUUCUCUGUACGACAGGAAGUCAAUAAUCAAAAGCAAGCGGGUGACUACCAACUGGCAGAACAAACGCAUCGCAGAGCAAUGGAGUAUCUGACAGAGAGGGAAAGAAAGUUAGGGAUACCCUAUGACAACCAGACUGAAAUGCACGAAAUCCUAGCGGAUCUUUACAUGAAACAAAAGAAGAUGGACAAGGCGAAGUCGCUCGUAAAUCGUUUAUUGAUGCAAGAGAAAGGCGAGACUGAUAGGAAGUGGAGGCUUUAUCAUUGUUUGGCUGAGAUCUACCAGGAGAAGGGCAGAUUAGUAGAAGCUGAGAAGUUUGCCAAGAGAGCAUACCUGGGCAGGCAGAGAUCGCUGGAUAAGGACGAUAGGCUACUCGUUGAGUCCGUCAAACUACUCGUCCGUGUCUACGAACUGCAGCAUAAGACAGAAACGGCCGAGGCUCUACGAAAAGUCUACCGAGCGGAGAGCGCCGCACCAGAAGUGCCUGAGAAGUCAGAAAGACGUAGUAUGCCAUUGCAACCUCAACUAGACGAAGUACACCGCGUCAAUCAAUCCCCUUUGAGGUGGGCGCCGGACGUUUGGGUCGAUCCGUCGAGCAUCAACGCGCCAACGAAGUCUGGGGAGACGCCGCUUAUAUCUGCGGUUACAACUGGGGAUGAGGAGCUAGUUCAAUUGAUGCUCCAAAGAGGUGCCAACGUCGAAGCAAGAUGCGCCGAUCAGAUAACGCCUCUCAUGCACGCUGUGAAUCAUGGAUACUUGUCCAUUGUGGAGCUAUUCCUUAUGAAAGGUGCCCAAGUCGACGCAACAACAGCCGGGUGGACCAUAUUACACAGAGCAGCGGACAUGUUCAACAUUCCCACGGUGAAGGCGGUUCUAGCGAAGGGUGCUGAUAUCGAAUCGAGAAGUCCUAAGGAGUUCUCGCCCAAGAAGCAUCCACUAGCUCGACUAGGCAGUGAUGUAGACGACUACGAUGAAGUCGAUGCCUCUGAUGCUGACAUGGGCUGGACUGCUCUCUUACGGUCGGCUACUAAGGGCCAAGAAGCAAUGGUGCGCUUGCUCAUUGAAAAGGGGGCGGAUAUUGAAGCUAGGAGUCCUAACAACGGUACGCCCCUGAUCUGCGCUGCCGAGGGUAAUCAUGAGGCUAUUGUUGAAUUUCUGCUGAAGAGCGGCGCAAAUGUCGACACUGGAGACGAAUUCGGAUGGAAAGCCUUGCAUCGGGUUAUGGCAAAUCGGGUUGGUGAGGGCGUCGCGCAGAUGCUGCUUACUCACGGCGCCGACAUCAACGCCAGAUGUCGCUACCAAAAGACGCCUCUACACCAUGCGAUCGAAAAGGGGAACACUUCGAUGGUCUCAUUCUUGCUAGCCGCCGGUGCAGAUUUCGAAGCAAGAGAUAUCGCGGAGAGGACGCCACUGCACGCGGCCAUAGAGUCCAGACUUGAGAACAUGGUCCACAUACUGCUGGAAGCUGGGGCGGAUGCUGACGCCAAAGACAAGUGUGGGCAUGAUGCACUAGGUGCAGCCAAUCAUGCAUUAAGGAAGUCUCCUGAAAUCACCAGUCUGUUGGCGAAGCACAAAAAGGCCAUGCGCAGCAGUGGUGCCAGUAGACAGCCUUCUGCCAGCGGCUCAUUACCCUCGAGGACUUCGUCUUCUUCAACUUGGUGGUCCAUGCGUUCUAAGCAGAAGAAACAUCGGUGA